AUGAUAACGCCCAAGGUUGUCUCACGAGUAACAAAUGAGAUUGCAGAUCGUCUGAAUUUGACGAGAAGUCAGGUGAUUGGAGGCAAUGGCAUUCAGGCGACCAGAUUGUGCUGCUACACCAAUGAAGCAAAUACUAUCAACAAAACUAAUUUGGAAAACCUUGCCGGGGAAUCAAAAGAUUUUGAAGCGUCAGACAGCGACAAAGGGAAUAGCAAGAUACUCGAUGAAUACACUCCGGUCGAAAAUACAAUCUCCUUGAAAGUCGGGGCUCAAGUGAUGCUUGUCAAAAAUAUCAACGUCAGCAAAGGCCUUGUGAAUGGUGCCAGAGGAGUCGUCACUAAGUUCUCAAGCGGCUUACCGGUAGUGAAAUUUCUGUCAGUGGAAUACACGGUGAAACAAGAAAAGUGGAUUGUCCGCGCAGCUGGAGGUCUGAUGCUCACCAGGAUUCAACUGCCUCUCAAGCUAGCCUGGGCAUUCUCCAUCCACAAAUCCCAGGGACUAACGCUGGACUGUGUGGAAAUGAACCUGUCUCAAGUGUUCGAAGCUGGGCAGGCGUAUGUGGCGCUCUCCCGUGCCAAGAGUCUCGACUGCUUGCGGGUCAUCGACUUUGAUAUCCAGAAAAUUUGGGCGAAUCCUGAUGUACUUAAAUUCUAUAAGCGACUGGAUCAACGAUGUAGGGAACUAGAAUCAAUUAGUGAAUUUAUUCCUCUUGGUAGGAAAAAGUGAUCGAUCUUAGGUGUAAUAAUCGAUAAAAUCUAUAUUUUUAUAUUUUUUUUACUAUUUAUACGCUCUAUUUUAUUCUUGAUAACAAUAAUAUACUUCGAUAUGACCGUCAAAUCGAUUCGUUAAUAUGAAUAAAAUGAUGAUUGUGUGAGAGUGAAGAAAG
Messenger RNA from Nilaparvata lugens (brown planthopper), 886 nucleotides. Its product is annotated as ATP-dependent DNA helicase PIF1-like. The record is from RefSeq and is a predicted model, not a curated record. The transcript has 5 exons. Bases 1 to 726 code for a protein of 241 amino acids. NCBI's taxonomy places the organism in Eukaryota, Metazoa, Arthropoda, Insecta, Hemiptera, Delphacidae.